Molecule: messenger RNA, 1663 nt
Organism: Papaver somniferum (opium poppy)
Lineage: Eukaryota; Viridiplantae; Streptophyta; Magnoliopsida; Ranunculales; Papaveraceae
Product: ankyrin repeat domain-containing protein, chloroplastic-like
Exons: 7
Coding region: 45-1373 (442 amino acids)
Biological process (GO): protein targeting to chloroplast
Cellular component (GO): chloroplast outer membrane
Molecular function (GO): protein binding; chloroplast targeting sequence receptor activity
Source: RefSeq, a predicted model, not a curated record
GUCUUACCACAGAAGGGAGAAAAGAUACAACUCUGUACUUCAAAAUGCCACCAUCGUCAACUCUGCUUAAACCCCAAACCUCCCAAAUCUUCUCUUUGUUUCCCAAUCCAUUCUCCCUCUCUAACCCUAAUUCCCAAAUCUCAACUCAAUCCCUUACAUUUCUUAGAAAACCCAACUCAUUCUCUCUCGCAGUUUCCACAAAUUCAUACUCAUCUUCUUACUCACAAAACCAAAGCUCAUACUCAGUAGCUGAAGAAGAAGAUGAUGUAAUUGGUGAUUGUGUCGUCUUUGAAGAAGGAAUUUUUGAAGACUCAUUUCUUGAAAAAAAUGAAUUUGAUUCUGAGAAACCUAGUAGUAAAAUUAUAUCAAAAACACCAGUCAAGGAAGAAACUUUGGUACCAGAUAAUUGGAGAGAAGUGCAAGCUGAAAUCAAUAUUACUAAGAAAGAAAGAAGAAAAAUUAUGCAUUCCAUUGAAUUUGGUAGUAAAAUUCAGAAGAAAAACAAAGGGGUUCCUGUGACUAGUACAGUAGAAUUUUUGUCUUAUAGAGAGUAUAAGUUAGCUCAAUUGAAUCCUGUUGUUCUUGAUAACCCUGAUUUUGAUUUGAAAGAGGAUGAGAGGGACGAUGAAAUGAUUUCUUCUUCGACUGCUACAUCAAGCAGUAGCAACCGAGUGGCUCCUAGGAAUCCUAGAUUGGCUGUUUAUCAGGGUACUUUUGAUGAUAUAACUGAUUUCUUUAAUAGUGGUGAUUAUGUACCUGGAGCAAACAGUGACAAGAAAUCAGAUGGUCCUCGUAAGUUGUUUUCGAAGGAAGAAAAGUUUCUCUUGAAUAGGCGCAUACCUAAUCUGGAGGACGCUGCUUCAGGAAAAUGGCUACCGUUACACACUCUAGCUGCUUCAGGAGAGUUCUUCCUUGUGGAUGCCCUGAUGAAGCACAAUGUUGACAUCAACGCUGCAGAUAAGGAUGGUCUGACUGCACUUCACAAAGCAAUACUGUGUAAAAAGCAAGCUAUUACCAACUAUCUUUUGAGGGAAUCAGCAAACCCUUUCGUUCGUGAUAAAGACGGAGCAACCUUAAUGCAUUAUGCCGUCCAAAGUGCCUCAACUCACACAAUCAAAAUUCUUCUUCUGUAUAAUGUUGACAUAAACCUCGCAGAUGAUGAUGGAUGGACACCAUUGCAUAUUGCUGUUCAAGCCCGAAGAACGGAUUUGGUGAGGCUUUUGCUUAUUAAAGGAGCUGAUAAGACGCUAAAGAAUGGGGAUGGCUUAACCCCACUUGAUCUUUGUCUAUACUCUGGUCGAGACACGAGGACUUACGAGCUUAUCAGAUUAUUAAAGCUGUUUCCCAAGUCCAAACAACAUCAACUACUUUGACAGCUUACAUACUUACCUACCUGUCUUUCUUUGAGUUCAUGUUAUACGUAAUUGAGUUUCACUUGGACGUCAACAUUGUUGUAUAGUAUUCACCACUACCCUCUUUCAGGUGUAGAGUUACAUUUUAAAAGUGCUCCCUUUUAAAAGAAUCCUAUUAUUAUUGGGGCUUAAAAAAGGAGGGGAUUUUGGGGGCUUAUGGGGUCAUGAAAUAAUAAUUCAUUGAGCCCCUUAUCAUGGUACUUUUGUAAUACCCAUUCUACCCGUUAUAUGAUUAGUACUAAUUAUAUUGA